GGCACUGACUGGCGGCACUGCUAGGCAUUGACUGGCGCAACUGCUGGGCACUGACUGGCACAACCACUGGGCACUGACUGGUGGCACUGACUGGCAGCACUGCUGGGCUGCACUGAUGGGCACUGGUGGGUGGCACUGGUGGGUGGGCACAGGUGGGCGCACUGCUAGGCACAGGUGGGCGCAAUGCUGGGUGGCACUGCUGGGCACCAAUCAUCAGGGCACUGAUCAUCAGUGCCCUGAUGAUCGGUGCCGAUCCCUGCUCUGACAACUGCCGGUUCUCGGCAGUACUUUCCUCACACUCUGACAGCAUGAGGAAAGUGCAGCCGAGAACCGGCAAUUGCAU
This is a messenger RNA of Staurois parvus, 343 nucleotides long. NCBI's taxonomy places the organism in Eukaryota, Metazoa, Chordata, Amphibia, Anura, Ranidae. The record is from the annotation of a GenBank genome assembly.